ACAAAUCCCACACUUCCUCCAUUGCUUUUUUGACUUCAAACUUUGUGUGCUGCGUCAAAUUACUGCUCAGAAACCAAAUGCUACCUACUUAAUUCCAUUUUCAUGGUUUCCACCAUUUAUAAUCUCAAUCAUUUUUUCUCUAUACUACCUUCUUCUUCUUUUUCGAAAAAAAAAAUAAAAAAUCUUCAAACUAUGAUUAAAUUUCUCAAACUUUUGUGUGCUUUCUCUCUACUCUUGCUCACGUUCACAUUUGCACAGCAAACAGAAUUCUUCUUUAAUGAUUUCAGUAAAGCAGGCAGCAAUAUAAUCUUAGAUGAUUCUGCUAAGUUAAUCAAACAUGGACAUGAUAGUAUCAUACAGCUAACCAACACUAGCCAACGUGUGAUCGGGCACGCCUUCUAUGCCUCACAAAUCAAGUUGAAGGAAACCCGAAAUGGCUCCGUAUUGGCCUUCUCUACAGCCUUCACCCUUGGAACUGUACCAGAGUUUAAGCAACUUGGAGGGCACGGCAUGGCAUUCGUCAUCUCUCCGUCGAAGAAGAUUCUCGACAACGCCCUCCCUAGCCAAUACCUCGGCCUCUUCAAUGCGGCCAACCUUGGAAACAUCAGUGAUCACAUCUUUGCUGUUGAAUUUGACACGGUAAAAGAUUUUGAGUACGGUGAUAUUGAUGAUAAUCAUAUUGGAAUUGAUCUUAACAGCUUGGUAUCCAACUUCUCUGUUCCAGCUACUUAUAUUCUUGAGAAUUCAACCAAAGUAAAUGUGACAAUGAAAGCUGGAUAUACCAUUCAGGCUUGGGUUGAUUAUGAUGCUGAAAACCAUCUUAUAAAUGUCACCAUUUCCCCUUUUGGUACAAAACCAAGAAUUCCUUUAAUCUCGUACAAAUAUGACCUUUCCCAACUAUUUGAAGAAAACAUGUAUGUAGGAUUUGCUGCUUCCACGGGUUUGCUCGCGAGCUCACAUUAUGUUCUUGGUUGGAGCUUUAAUAUGAGUGGACCAGCAGAAUCUCUUCCUAUGCUUUCACUCCCACCCCGUCCAAAUUCCAAUAGCAGUAAACAUAAGGCAACUUUGGCAAUAGCUGUAUCAAUUUCGGUAUCCAUUUUUCUCAUCACAGUUGUUUUUGGUGUUAUUUAUUUGAUAAUAAGGAUAAGAGAUCGUGAUAUAAUUGAAGAUUGGGAGCUAAAGAUUGGGCCUCAUCGGUAUCCUUACCACGAGCUAAGGGAUGCGACAAGAGGAUUUCGGGAGAAAGAGCUACUUGGAAGAGGUGGAUUUGGAAGGGUAUAUAAAGGUACUAUACCUAAAUGUAACACCCAAAUUGCAGUAAAGCGAAUUAACCAUGAAUCAAAACAGGGGCUGCAAGAAUUUGUUGCAGAAAUCGCUAGCAUUGGUCGCCUUCGUCACAGGAAUUUGGUUCAACUACUGGGAUGGUGUCGUCGUAGGGGGGACUUAAUGCUUGUGUAUGAUUAUAUGCCUUAUGGUAGCUUGGACAGGUAUUUGUUUCAUUCGGAUCACCCAGAUUCAAUACUUAACUGGCAGCAGAGAUUUCGAAUCGUAAAGGGUGUGGCCUCUGGGCUACUUUACUUACAUGAAGGAUGGGAAAAGGUUGUGAUUCAUAGGGAUAUUAAGGCAAGUAACGUCUUACUAGAUUGUGAUUUCAAUGGGAGGCUAGGUGAUUUCGGUCUAGCACGGCUGCACGACCAUGGGACGGACCUAGGCACGACAAGGGUCAUGGGGACAUUGGGCUAUAUAGCACCGGAGUUGUCGCGAUCAGGAUAUGUGACAACAAGCUCUGAUGUGUUUGCUUUCGGAGCACUUCUACUUGAAGUAGUGUGUGGGAGGAGGCCUAUAGAACCCAGGUUUACUAGUGAGGAGCUGGUAUUAGUGGACUGGGUUUGGCUAAAAUGGAAUGAUGGAAAAGUUAUGGAAGUUGUGGAUCAAAAAUUAAGGGGAAGAUUUGAUGAGAAAGAAAUGUUAAUGGUUGUCAAAUUGGGAUUGAUGUGCUCAAGUGAUGAUCCUAGGUUGAGGCCUAGUAUGAGGUUAGUAGUGAGGUACUUAGAUGGAGAGGUGGCAUUGCCAGAGGUGCUAAGAGAACCUAAUCCGGAGGAUGAGUUGAGGGUAUUAAGUGCAGAACCUCGGCAUGAAGAUUAUGUUCACUCAUUUGCAACGUCGUCUUCUGGGGUCAGCUUGCAGUCAUACAGUACCGGAGAUGGAACUAGGGGUGCUAGUGGUUAUGCUAGUCUUAGUCCCAACACUAGGUAAGUAGUGUUUUUCCUUUUUAGGGGUAAGAAUGUAAUUCACAUUUAGGAAGUGUUUGAUAUCAAUUUUUUUCGCAAAAGAAAUAGAUUCAAGUAACAAA
Messenger RNA from Beta vulgaris subsp. vulgaris (sugar beet), 2353 nucleotides. RefSeq names its product L-type lectin-domain containing receptor kinase S.4. The transcript has a single exon. Gene Ontology annotation, cellular component: plasma membrane. Gene Ontology annotation, biological process: protein phosphorylation. Gene Ontology annotation, molecular function: carbohydrate binding; protein kinase activity; ATP binding. NCBI's taxonomy places the organism in Eukaryota, Viridiplantae, Streptophyta, Magnoliopsida, Caryophyllales, Amaranthaceae. The coding region runs from base 103 to 2256 and encodes 717 amino acids. The record is from RefSeq and is a predicted model, not a curated record.